This is a messenger RNA of Austrofundulus limnaeus, 526 nucleotides long. It is a transcript of the gene barhl1b, whose product is annotated as BarH-like homeobox 1b. Gene Ontology annotation, molecular function: DNA-binding transcription factor activity, RNA polymerase II-specific; DNA binding. Lineage: Eukaryota; Metazoa; Chordata; Actinopteri; Cyprinodontiformes; Rivulidae. Gene Ontology annotation, biological process: regulation of DNA-templated transcription. The record is from RefSeq and is a predicted model, not a curated record.
AGGACCAAGUGGAAGAGGCAGACCGCGGUGGGCCUGGAGCUCCUGGCGGAAGCCGGGAACUACUCGGCCCUGCAGAGGAUGUUCCCCUCCCCGUACUUCUACCCGCAGAGCCUCGUGUCCAACCUGGACCCCGGGGCGGCCCUCUACCUGUACCGGGGCCCCUCGGCGGCGCCGCCCCCGGCCCUACAGAGACCCCUGGUCCCGCGGAUCCUGCUGCACGGCCUGCAGGGGGGCGGCGAGCCGCCGCCGCCCCCUCCUCCCCCUCUCCCCCCCAUGUCCAGCGUCCUGGCUCGGCCCGCGCAGCAGCGGUGAGCCGGUCCGUGCUGCCCACCGGCUCCGGUUCUUGUUCCUCUUUGGAACAAAAACAAACUAAAAACCAGGAGGAAAAACUAAAAAAAACGUUUCGGAGGAACCGGAUGGACUCUGAGGACGGACCGGACCGAACCGACUUUUGGACUUUUUUUUAUUUUUAUUCUUUGUAUCUGGAUCAGUCUGAAAGGACAGAAGUUUUAUUGAUAGUUUAUUU